Molecule: messenger RNA, 1043 nt
Organism: Musa acuminata AAA Group (dessert banana)
Lineage: Eukaryota; Viridiplantae; Streptophyta; Magnoliopsida; Zingiberales; Musaceae
Product: membrane steroid-binding protein 1
Exons: 2
Coding region: 26-799 (257 amino acids)
Cellular component (GO): membrane; endoplasmic reticulum; endomembrane system
Source: RefSeq, a predicted model, not a curated record
GAGAGGAGAGAGUACAGAGAGAACGAUGGCGGUGGCGGAGAUGUGGGCGACGCUGAAGGAGGCGAUCGAGACGUACACGGGUCUGUCGGUGACAACUUUCUUCACGGUGCUGGCGGUAGCGGCAGCCUUCUACUACGCGGUGGCGGGGUUCUUCCAGCCGCCGCCGCCGCCGCCGCGGCGUAAGCGGGACGCUGAGGAGCUCGAAGGUAUGGAGCCUCUCCCGCCGCCUGUGCAACUUGGGGAGAUCACCGAGGAGGAGCUCCGCGACUACGACGGCUCCGACCCCAAGAAGCCGCUCCUCAUGGCCAUCAAGGGCCAGAUCUACGACGUCACCCAGAGCAGGAUGCUUUAUGGACCAGGCGGGCCAUAUGCACUGUUUGCUGGUAAAGACGCAAGCAGAGCACUAGCAAAGAUGUCCUUCGAACCAAAGGACUUGACUAGUGAUAUUUCUGAGCUCGGUCCCUUUGAGCUCGAUGCAUUGCAGGACUGGGAGUCCAAGUUCAUGAGCAAAUACAUGAAGGUGGGUACAGUUAAGAAGACUGUGCCGGUCACCGAGGGCUCCGAAGCCGGUGCCUCUGGCACAACAGAACAGACUUCUCAGGCUACUGAGGAUGCAGGCAUUCAAGCUGAUCAUGGUGCACAGAUGGAGGAGGAUGUUAUUACAGAAGACCUCGAUGCUGAUUCAGAACAUAACCCAACGUCAAAGGAGAAACGUGCAGGUUAUAGUGAUGAUGCAGGAAGGAGGGUUGAAGUAAAGGAGAACGGUUCAUCAGCAGAAGGUGAGGAAAGCAGGCCAUAAUACAUAACAUGUGCUGGUAAAGGUGAAGUACCAGAGAACAAAAACAGUGUGUGUGUGUAUAUAUAUAUAUUAUAGUCUUUGUGUUGUAUUAAUCUGCCUAUAUCUGCACCUUAUGUCAGCUAUCAGCAGAUAGAGAUUGGUGGAAUAAGAACUUGCCUGAUGUAAACAAUUGGGGAUACUCUCCCAUGGUUCUGAUUUGGUCACUACCUACUCAGGAAUGAUGUUGGUGGCAAAUUUGGGGUGA